ACCAAAAGCAAACAAUCUAUCUAAAGCCAUCUUCACAUUUAUAACUGCUCUAUUAUUCCUAAUAUAUCAUGACAAGUCUUUUCAAAACCCUCCCCAUUAUCCCUUUCCUCUUAAUAGCCCUCAUCUUUCCUUUGUCCAAUGCAGCCAGGUUCGAAAUUCGGAACAACUGUGGUUACACCGUCUGGGGUGCCGCCGUGCCUGGCGGCGGCAGGCGGCUCAACCGCGGAGAGACCUGGACCAUCAACGUGAGCCCAGGCACAAAAGGCGCUCGCAUUUGGGCCCGAACCAACUGCAACUUCGACGGCGCAGGGCGAGGCAGUUGCCAGACAGGGGACUGCGGUAGGGUCCUAGAAUGCAAAGCCUACGGCCAGCCACCCAACACCCUGGCGGAAUACGCGCUGAAUCAGUUCAACAACCUCGAUUUCUUCGACAUCUCGCUCGUCGACGGGUUCAAUGUUCCGAUGGAGUUCAGCCCCACGUCCGACAGGUGCAGCCGCGGGAUCCGGUGCACCGCCGACAUCAAUGGGCAGUGUCCCAGAGAGUUAAAAGCACCCGGCGGCUGCAAUAACCCUUGUACUGUCUUUAAGACGGAUCAGUAUUGUUGCAAUUCUGGCAACUGUGGGCCCACCAACUUCUCUAAAUAUUUCAAGGAUAGGUGCCCUGAUGCUUAUAGUUAUCCGAAGGAUGAUCAAACUAGCACUUUUACGUGCCCUGGUGGGACCAACUACAAGGUCGUGUUCUGUCCUUGAAGUGCAUAUAUAAUUUAUAAGUACUGUGGCUUCUCGGCAUAAAUAAAACUAGAAUCUGGAGCAUAUGUAACGAUCAGUUACGAAAGAUUGUGAUAGUUAUGUAUUAAAAUAAUGGGAAAAUAAGGAUGUUGGUGGCUCGAUCUUCUUUCUAAUGGGAUGAUCAUGUGACCACAACGUUUAAUAUAUACAUAUAUAUAAUCCUAUCAAGCUCAUAGAUCAUCUUUCCAUUUAUGGACUGUUCAGCUGUUAACUUCAUAAUAUAUAAAAUCCUAUCUUAUAGAAAUGUAAAUAUCGUUUCUUAGUUUAUGUUGGGGGUGGAAAAAUCGUUGUCU
Morus notabilis is the source of this 1081-nucleotide messenger RNA. Its product is annotated as thaumatin-like protein. The transcript has a single exon. NCBI's taxonomy places the organism in Eukaryota, Viridiplantae, Streptophyta, Magnoliopsida, Rosales, Moraceae. Gene Ontology annotation, cellular component: extracellular region. The record is from RefSeq and is a predicted model, not a curated record. Gene Ontology annotation, biological process: defense response. The coding region runs from base 69 to 749 and encodes 226 amino acids.